Haemonchus placei is the source of this 138-nucleotide messenger RNA. The record is from the annotation of a GenBank genome assembly. Lineage: Eukaryota; Metazoa; Nematoda; Chromadorea; Rhabditida; Trichostrongylidae.
AUGGAUGAGUUUGAAGCCACGAUGAAGCCUACUAUAUCUGAAGACGAGGUUGUAUUCCCUACUAGUAGUUUUUUCUUCCUUACGGCGCAUUUUCCUUUUCCAUCAGUUAGUGAAUUGCAUGCUGGUCUAAUUUCAUAG